CCUCCAACGAAACAACCAACAACAAAGUUCUCCGCUCCCUGAAAAUGGAGAACUUGUCCAUCGUGAGCAACUUGGGUCAGGUGUUGGUGCAGGAGCUCCAGGAGAUACGGGGCGUCGGCGACAAGGUCGUCCACCUGCGGGACGAACUGGCGACCAUGAACGCCGCCCUUCGCAUCAUCUCUGAGGCGGAUCAGGAAUCCGUCGACCACCUCGUCCGGGAGUGGGAGAAGCAGGUGCUUGAUCUCGCCUACGACGCUGAGGACUGCACCGACACCUACUCCCUCUGCAUCGCCCGCCCAACCCCACAUCCACCAUGUGACGUCGCCCCUAAUCACGGGCUCAUCUUCUCCUGGGCCGGAUACCUGCUUUCCCGCGCCAAGCGGAUGGGCAGGUACCCGUACGAGAAGCUUGUGCUGCAGCGCACCCUCGCCGCUGACAUCAAAGCCCUCUUGGCACGUACCACCGCCGUCAGCGAACGCCGCGUUCGCUAUGGCAUCGACCGGGCGGCGCUACCGAGAGCCGCCUGCUUUGCCCUAGCCUCGGCGGCAUCCGUCUCCACGAAUGCUCUCCGCCGUGUCGACGACCCUAAUCAGUUUGUCGGCAUCACGGAACAGGCCAAUGCCUUGGCCAAGAAGAUCAAGGCGGCGGUGAUCCAUGAUCAGGAUGACAAGAUGAAAGCGCCCGUCCAUGAUGAGGAUGACCAGAUCAAGGCGGAUGAUGAGGAUGGCAACAGGCUCAAGGUGUUCUCCAUUGUGGGCUUCGGAGGGCUAGGGAAGACAACCCUGGCCAUGGAGCUGUGCCAGCGGCUGGAUGCGGACUUCCCUUGCCAGGCGCUGGUGUCCGUGUCACAAGGGUUCCAUGCCGAGAAGGACAUGAAAGGACUGUUGGUACGGGUGCUCCAGCAGAUCCCAAGGGAGAAAUCAGAUGAUGAGCAAAUACAUGGGAUGGAUGUGGAAAAGUUGUACAGCAAGAUCAAGGAGCUCCUUGAUCAUAAGAGGUAUCUCAUUGUUAUCGAUGAUGUAUGGAACCUAGCAGCCUGGGAAGCUAUCCGCCUCAAAUUGCCAGAAAAUAAUUGCGGCAGCAGAAUCAUUGUGACAACUCGGAUAGAGACGGUGGCCAAGGCAGCUAGUGUCUACUUUGUCCAUCAUAUGGAGCCCAUGAAAUUAGAGGCUAGUAAGGAACUGUUCAUGAAUAGAGUAUUUGGCCCCAUGGCUUAUUGCCUGGGUGGACAGGAAAAAUACAUGGACACAAUUUUGAAAAAAUGUGGCGGGAUGCCAUUGGCCAUCAUUAGCAUCGCCAGCCUUCUGACAAACUACAGGUCGGUUGAAGGCAUAACAGUAUGGGAAAGCGUUUCUAGAUCAAUUGGUUCUCAGAUGGAGAACCACCCUACCCUCGAGAGGAUGAGGCAGGUGAUUACACUCAGCUAUGACUACCUGCCUCGUCAUCUCAAGGCCUGCAUGAUGUAUCUCAGCAUUUUCCCAGAGCAUUAUGUGAUUGGAAAAUAUAGGCUGCUAUACAGAUGGAUUGCCGAAGGUUUGGUCACUGAGAAGCGAGGGCUGACUUUGUUGGAGGUUGCACAAGAAUAUUUGAAUGAGUUGAUAAAUAGGAACAUGAUUCAGCUGGAAAAGUUUGUAUUGGAACAAUAUGGUUCUACAAAAGUAGAAGUAGAGGGGUGCCGGGUGCAUGACAUGAUCCUUGAGGUCAUGGUGUCCAAAUCCAAGGAGUGAGUCUAACUUUGUUUGCUUGGUGGGGCGGCAAUAUGGAAGAAUGCCACAUGGACAUGGAAAGACCCGUCGCCUUUCCAUACAUGAUAACGACCAUGACGAGCAACAUCAUGCAAGGCAUUGCGUUGAGGGGAUAAAGGUACAAUAUGUCCGGUCGCUGACCACAUUUCAGUGCAGUUAUGGCCUUGAGAAGCUCUUGGACCGUCUAGGCGAGUUCAAAUUGCUCAGGGUACUUGACCUAGAAGAUUGCAAGUCCCUGCGAGAUAAGCACAUGAGAGAUGUUUGCCGAUUGUAUCUCCUCAGGUUCUUGAGCUUGAGGGGUACAAAUGUCAAAGUGAUUCCUGACAAAAUUGGCAACCUAGAGCACUUGGAGACUCUUGAUAUAAAAAGUACAAGCAUCGGGAAGUUGUUGCCGCAAACUGUGACAAAGCUGAGCAAACUAGAGUGCCUCAGGUCCAAUGAGUGGCUUCUGCCACGGGAGCAAGGGAACAUGAAGGCGUUGUGCGUGGUGGACACGGGAAUCCUCGAUGGCGAUGAUGUUCCAUUGGUUACCCAAGAGAUCGGCAAGCUACCACAGCUGCAGGUGCUAAGUAUCCGAAUUGAGACGGAUGAGUUCUUGCAGGAGUCUUUGACUAACCUUGCCACCUCCCUGAGCAAGGCAAGCACUCUCCAAUCGCUCCAUCUGGAAUACUACGGGGGUAAGGACGGUUUGGAGUUUCUCCUUCAUGUCUCCACGCCGCCACCACUCCUCCAAUUCCUUGGUGUAUAUGGCCGCAUCAGCCAACUGCCUGAAUGGAUCUCAUCACUCACACACCUCACCAAGUUUGUUCUAGGACGGACAGAACUUGUUGGCGACCAGUUAUUUCAUGUCUUGUGUAAGUUGCCAAAUCUGCAGAGCAUCCAACUGGGGCAUGGUAGCUACAAAGGACCAGGACUAGUUGCACGUGACCAAAGUUUCCCGGUGUUGAGGAUCUUGAAGGUGUUCGGAUGUAGCACCAUGCUCACAUUCGAGAAAAAAUCAAUGACAGAGCUCGAGACACUUGUAUUGGACUUUGGUGACAUUACCCAAAUGGGCUUUGUUGGCGUCGAGAACUUGAACAGCCUUAAAGAGGUCAAGCUCCGUGGUUGGAUAAGCAACCCAGCGAUGCAGCGUGCAGUUGAGCAGCUCAAGACUCUCUCUGAGUCCAACAAGAUCAGAGUUGUAGUGGACUGGUGGUGAGGUGCGCAUCUCUGGAACACUGCUGCUCCCGUACGUUUUCUAUGGCCUUAAUUAGUAGUAUGCUUUUCCUUUCAACUGCAUGUGUGUUUCCUAGCUAAAUUCUGUUCAGAGUUCAGCCUUGAUCGAGCAUUUCAUUCUCUAUUAUCGUUUUUCAUGUGUGUGAACUGCGAACUGGAAUGCAAAAUAAAAUAGCUUGUACUCCCUCCGUCCUAAAAUAAGUGUCUCAAGUUUGUACUUCCUCCGUCCGAAAAUACUUGUCUUAGAAAUGGUUGUAUCUAGACUUAUUUUAAUUAUAGAUAUAUCCAUUCUAUCUAUUUCUAGGAUAAGUACAUCCGGACCAAGGGAGUACUAGCUUUAGUACAAAGUUGUACUAUAGUUAAAACAUUUAUUUUGCUACGGAAGGAGUAUCUUGUAAC
Triticum urartu is the source of this 3359-nucleotide messenger RNA. The record is from RefSeq and is a predicted model, not a curated record. Lineage: Eukaryota; Viridiplantae; Streptophyta; Magnoliopsida; Poales; Poaceae.